AUCCCCUUCGGGUGGUCUCGGAUUUCCGAUCUCCUCUUCAGGUGGUCCUUACGUCUCCUCCGUCUCUGAUCCCCAAAUCGCCGUCCAGUUCCGUGCUCGUCUCUCGCAGUUCCUCCAUUCAUGGCCGAUUCCUGGUGACCCUCGAUCGCCCAAUCGUAUCUUGAUGGCUGUGAGCGACAAGCUCUUCCCUGCAAUCGAACCCGAGGAGCCAGAGCCCCACCGGCCCGACGCGGUUAUUAGGUCCGUGGCGGCGGUUGAUUCUAGGGUUUCGGAUGCCAGAGUCUUUCAUUCGUCCCCAGAGGUAUCUGAUGAAAUGGAGGACAGCUACAGUACGAGCUCUUCAUCCAAGAAUGGAAAUUGCUGCUCUUCAGAAUUGAUUCAGGCUUCUAAUCCUGGAAUUGUGUGUCCUCAAAUUUCUGCCAAAAGGAAAUCACGCAAGUAUUUCUAUUAUGAUUCUCCACUUUAUGAAGAAACUGGCAUUUGGAUACCUGUGUCUGUACCUCCGAUGUCAGAAAGUGAUCAUGACGAAUGGAGCAGGGGCUUUGGUUGUAAUGGUGGGUACUUUCCUGAGGGAGAAUUCAGUUGGGAUCAAUCUCUUGGAGUAGAUAAGGAGAUGACCAUGUGGGAUGUGGUUUCUGAGAUGCUUCUUGUGGUCCGACACAAAUUAAGUGGCCUUGCAUCAAGUGAUCUAAAGAGUUGUGGUAUGUCUUGGAUAUCAAUAGAACUCCUAGAAGAAACUUGGAAAGAGAUGGCGAAUUCUCUUGCAGAGACCAACUAUGGGCAUAGCAUGGAGAUUCUUGAAACAGAUCCACCAAAGUGGUUGCCUGACAGUGCUGCAGCUUCUUGCAUGCUGUGCAACGUGCGGUUUCAUCCUUUUAUGUGUUUUAGACAUCAUUGUCGGUUUUGUGGUGGCAUAUUUUGUGGUGAUUGCUCUACAGGAAGAAGCUUGAUGCCUCCAAAAUUCAGAAUUGCAGAUCCACAGCGGGUUUGUGAUGUUUGUUAUGUCCGACUCAAGUCUGUUCAGCAUUACUUAAUGGAUCAAGUUAGUAAUGCUUCACAGCUUCUGACCCAAGAUUUGACAGAUCUCAGCACCUUGCGGUCAUGGUUAAAUUUUCCAUGGGGUCGAACUAUGGAAUAUGAAAUUUACAAGGCAGCAAAUAUAGUUCGUAGUUACAGUAAGGUGGGUUCACUGAGACCUGAGAAGUCCAUCCCUGAUGCUAUUCUAAAACAAGCGCACGGCCUUGCCAUACUGACUGUUGUAAAUGUUGGAUUAAUGGUUACUUAUAAAGUUGGGACUGGUCUUGUUGUUGCUCGUAGAGAGGAUGGUUCCUGGUCUCCACCUUCUGCCAUCUCUUCAUUUGGUUUGGGAUGGGGGGCCCAGGCUGGAGGUGAGCUAACUGAUUUCAUAAUUGUCCUGAGGAACAAAGCUGCUAUAAGGACUUUUAGCGGAAAUGCACAUUUAUCAGUUGGUGCAGGAUUGAGUGCAGCUGCUGGCAUUGUUGGACGGGCUGCUGAGGCUGAUAUACGUGGAGGUGAUGGUGGUUAUGCUGCUUGUUAUACCUAUAGCUGUAGUAAAGGUGCGUUUGUAGGUUGUGCACUCAAUGGUAACAUAGUAAUCGCUCGCACUUCAGAAAACUCCCGAUUUUAUGGUGCUCCGCUCAAGGCAUCGGACAUACUCCUUGGGUCAUUGCCAAGGCCACCAGCAGCAGCUGUUCUCUAUAAUGCUCUUUCCGAUCUAUUUCUCAAGCUCAAAAGGUAGCAUAACAUAGUAUGGUGCAACUCAUGCAUCCAGUUGAUAAUCACUCUUUCAGCUGGAAGACAUCCAAAUUAAGUCUGCAUCAUGCAACUCGCGCUUCCAGUUGAGGGCCUCGUUCUUGCUCUUGCAUCGAUGCAUUUAUUCUUUGACUUUGUGGACAGAAAGUGACACUUGAAUGUGUACAUAUGAAACAUCAUUCAUUAAUCCUCGUAUGGCAAUUGUGCAUUGUAAAUAUCAAGCACACAGUGUGGAGUUUCAAAAUCUAUUAUGUAGUUGGAUAUUAAGUUAUUAAUGAUUACAUGGCUGUAUCGUAUGCGUUGACA
Messenger RNA from Musa acuminata subsp. malaccensis (wild Malaysian banana), 2079 nucleotides. RefSeq lists its product as uncharacterized. Gene Ontology annotation, biological process: regulation of ruffle assembly. Gene Ontology annotation, molecular function: phosphatidylinositol binding; metal ion binding. Gene Ontology annotation, cellular component: ruffle membrane. The record is from RefSeq and is a predicted model, not a curated record. NCBI's taxonomy places the organism in Eukaryota, Viridiplantae, Streptophyta, Magnoliopsida, Zingiberales, Musaceae.